Molecule: messenger RNA, 339 nt
Organism: Sordaria macrospora k-hell
Lineage: Eukaryota; Fungi; Ascomycota; Sordariomycetes; Sordariales; Sordariaceae
Biological process (GO): replication fork processing; resolution of meiotic recombination intermediates
Cellular component (GO): FANCM-MHF complex
Molecular function (GO): chromatin binding; protein heterodimerization activity
Source: RefSeq, a predicted model, not a curated record
AUGGCCGACGCCUCGGGUGAAGACGUCCAGGAGCGUCUCAAAUCAGCCCUAUGGUUCGCCAUAGGCAAGAUGGUCGACGAUGAGUCGCUUCGUCGCAAUAUGAAUGCCACUCCCCAGUUCAUCGGAGCUCUUACCGAGCUUGUGUGGACUCAGAUAGAAAACGUCGCCAUCGAUUUGGAAACCUUCAGCCAACACGCCGGGCGUACCACUGUCACCACAGAUGACGUGCUUCUGCUUGCUAGGCGGAAUAGCGACCUUCAAUCUGUGAUCAAGGAUUGUGUUGACAAGCUCAAGGCUGCCAAGGUCAAGGAGAAGACGAGGGCUGGGAAAAAGAAAUAG